UAUGAAUCACGGUCUUCAUUCACCGUAAUAUCACACAUGUUCCAUCCACCCCAUUUUAUGUCAUUUCCGUGGUGACACUCUAACGGCUGUCUUUUCCAUGCUACCGCCUACUGGAGUUAACAAAGACCGAAAUCGUUCGCCUACUUUCCGAUUGAGGUACGCACAUCAUAAAUUCUGUCACCCUGUGUUCCAGUUGGACAGCAUUGCAGCGCACAAGUGCCUACAGUUAUUUGGCAGCUGGUCGGUACCAGUGAGCUUCGCGAACAAAUUAAUCAAUCUCUGCCGGCGGACACAGCAAAAUCCUGUGCGGUCUCAUCCAUUUUGACAUCUUAAUCGAUACGACGAAGGAUGAUCGAAUUCGAACUCUUGUCUCUUCCUUUCAGACCGGGUUUUGAUGACGACCCCAUCACGGUCAAGACAUUCUAUAUCAGACAGUGGAUUCAAGUUGCACAAGGUCCUGUGAUAUACAAUUGCUUAUCUCGCU
This is a messenger RNA of Serpula lacrymans var. lacrymans S7.9, 484 nucleotides long. RefSeq lists its product as uncharacterized. The transcript has a single exon. The record is from RefSeq and is a predicted model, not a curated record. Bases 98 to 325 code for a protein of 75 amino acids. NCBI's taxonomy places the organism in Eukaryota, Fungi, Basidiomycota, Agaricomycetes, Boletales, Serpulaceae.